AUGGAAGAAGCAAACAACAUGAUGGAAUACAGUGUGUUAGGUGAAGAUGAAAUCCAAAACAUGGCAAAAAUGGUGAAGAAAGCCUACACCUCGAGCAGACAAUGUCAAAGAGGAAAUGUCCCAAACGGAAUGAAACGGCCAAAUUAUAAAUUCGAAGAAAAUGAUGAAACCAACGAUCACCGAAACCAACGAUUACUGAUCAGGGAAAUAAUGACUGGGUAAAACCUUCUACGUAGACACUUCCCAAAAAUGUUGUCAACCACUUUUGGCCCUAUAGAUCAAUUCGACAUAAUGCGGGGGGAUUUUGUCCAAAUUCUGCACAAUGGAAGCUUGCAUUGGGUGUGUGUGACCAACGUUUCUUGCUAUUCUGACUGUUAAUUUAUUUGACAGCAUGUUUUCGAGGUCAAUUGCAACAUCUGUAAAAGAACAAAUCGCGGCCAUGUUAUAUGAGCUUGAUAAGGAUGAAAUUGACGUGAAUGUUCAACCUGUGUUGCAGCAGACGAACUCCACAGAUUCUGGAGUAUUUGCACUAGCAUUUGCUACAGCAAUUUGCUUGGGUUACAAAGGUAGUCAUUGUCACUUCGACAUGGAGAAAAUGUGGUCUCACCUUUCAAAAUGCAUGGAGGAAGAAGGUAUGGAAAUGUUUCCAAGCGCCGCCCUAUGGAACAACCCAAGGCAGUGA
Messenger RNA from Paramuricea clavata, 682 nucleotides. The record is from the annotation of a GenBank genome assembly. Lineage: Eukaryota; Metazoa; Cnidaria; Anthozoa; Malacalcyonacea; Plexauridae.